Pleurotus ostreatus (oyster mushroom) is the source of this 957-nucleotide messenger RNA. RefSeq lists its product as uncharacterized. Lineage: Eukaryota; Fungi; Basidiomycota; Agaricomycetes; Agaricales; Pleurotaceae. The transcript has 5 exons. Bases 1 to 957 code for a protein of 318 amino acids. The record is from RefSeq and is a predicted model, not a curated record.
AUGUCUCAGCCUCUGCCAGCCCCCGAUAACGUUGCCGCUCAAUUGCCCACUCCCAAUGCCCUUAGCGCGUACAACGUCUGCUUUGACUUUAAACAAUCCGCCUCCACCCAGAAGAACGAUGAAUACCUCAUCGCUGCUAGGGUCUUGGGAUAUUUAACUCUUCAUGCCCCUUCGCAUCAUGCAUUGGCGGAGGUUGUCGAAACAAUCCAUUCCUGCCGCCAAAACAACCUGACCCUCUCUGCAUUGGGAGAGGCAUUCAUUGUGUGGUUUGUACGUCCUUUUAAGAAAUAUAAGGGGCAGACCCCUGAUAGCUCUUUGCACCCCAGCCGGCCAUCCUCAGUCGAUGAGGAUGCAGCCGCGCUGAAAACUUCAAUUCAGGAGGCACCGAGAGACCACAGUGCUGCAAAGAGACAUCUUAUCGCAUAUGGCGGCCUCAUUGCCACCCAAUGCGCUCACAUCACCCCCGCCUCUACGUAUUUCGACGUCAAUAUUACUACUAGGGACUCGACCCCAGACCCAAACGAAAAGGACUACGCAGCUUCAGUUCUAGCCGUCCUGAAGCGCUUUGGCUACGAUGUCGACACAUUGAAUGGGGCCGGCGUGCACUCGUUAUUCAACGUGAUGACCUUGGAGCGCAAUGAAACCGCAAACUCCUACCGCUUGAAGGUCGCGAACCCGCUAUACCUUCCGGGGGGACCCGCGGUGGUCACGUUCAGCACCCCCGAUCCAGAGCACCUUCCAGUUCCUUCUCCCCACUUGCUCUCGUUGCACGCGGCCUGUGCGAAAGUGGCGAACCUUUCGGGUGCGGCUGAAUACCUCGACAAUCUGGAUCGUGAAAUGGAAGCGACGAAAGUAUUGGCGUUUGACGGGGGCUCGGCCGAAACCUUGUAUUAUGCGAUUGCGCGGCUUGCGGGGAAGCUGAAGAAUCGAUGUGGGGACAUAACGCAUAACACGUAA